AGUGUCCUGCCAAGAGUCCUCCCUGACCAUCAGAAGUUCCAUCUGACCAUCAAGAAAGGCCCUGGUCCAGGAUGUACAAGGUGGGAUGAAGUCACAGGGCUGGAGAAGGUCAGCCCGGGGUCACAAGAAGCCUGAUGGUCAGGAAAGAGCAUGAAAGCCCCAGCCAGCCUCACCUGUGUGGCUGGGAGGACUCACAGAAACCCUCUGGACCCAGUCAUGGGCCAAAGACACCAUCAUGCAAGGGGGCGAAGGCUCCACACCCAUCCGUGUCCCAGGCGUGGAAGCAGGACCGUGAGCAGUCUCUGGCAGCAGCCUAUGUGCCGGUCGUGGUGGACUCUAAGGGGCAGAAUCCAGACAAGCUCAGGUUCAAUUUCUACACCUCCCAGUACUCCAACUCCCUGAACCCCUUCUACACCUUGCAGAAGCCUACCUGUGGCUACCUGUACCGUCGGGACACUGACCACACCCGCAAGCGCUUUGAUGUGCCUCCUGCCAACUCGGUCUUGUGGCGCUCCCAGGCCUGAGCCAACCAGAAGCCCCUCACCCUUCACCCUCACCCCUGUGACCUCAGGUCCCCAAGGGGAAGGGCUGCUUACUGCAGGAGGAGUGACCUGUAUCAGGCUGAGACAGCUGUGCCAUGCCCACCUAUCAACAAUGAUAAAAGGAGGUCUCUCUUCUCAGCAGCAGUUCAAGUUUGUCCUUCUUUUCCCUGGCAUCUGAAUGGUUGGCUGUGAGUGGGUAAACAGGCCAUGGGGAUGUUAUACUGUAAGGUUAUGUC
This is a messenger RNA of Rhinopithecus roxellana (golden snub-nosed monkey), 778 nucleotides long. RefSeq lists its product as uncharacterized. The coding region runs from base 135 to 524 and encodes 129 amino acids. The record is from RefSeq and is a predicted model, not a curated record. NCBI's taxonomy places the organism in Eukaryota, Metazoa, Chordata, Mammalia, Primates, Cercopithecidae. The transcript has 2 exons.